AGGGAGAAAAGGGCGCGGAAAAGCGAGAUUGGGAAUCUGCUGUGGAACUCACGUGUUGAAAAGAUUACGUUAUAUUUUAAGAAGUACCUGCUUUUUGUUUUUCGAGUUCCUUACAUGAAAAUCACUUUUAUUUCAAGAUGCUUUGAAGAUCAUUUCAACUGUUAUGAAAUUCAAGUUCAAUUGUAUAUAGUCAGAUUGUUUCUUGGUUAUUGUUAACUUAAUACAAAGUUGAGUAAACAGUUCCUGUCACUUAUCGUUUUAAUACGGUACAAUGUUUUCUCCUGAAACAUUACCUGAUAUUAUAAGAAAAGUUGAUCAGUGGUCACAAGAAGAACUUGCCGAAAACAUCAACAAUGUUGUGCCUGUACUCACUAACUCUCUCAAGGAUGUGGAACAGAAGUCUUUGUCCAUACAAUCCAUAAAUAUUCUAUUAGACCGAUGUCUUUUAUGUGUUCCUGUUUCCAAAAUUAAUUCAGAUAUCUUGCAGUAUGCUCUUCCUUCUGCAAAAGAAAUUUUUACUGAGGCUUUGGAAGGUAUUACUGUUGUGCUACAAGAUGCUGAAAAUUUGUCAGAUGAUGAAAUGGAGUUGACGUUGGAAAGCCUCCAUCACGUGUGUUUUGGACUCCUCAAUCAGUUCAACAAUGUUCUCUGUACAAUAUCAUCAUUGUGUCCUCUUCCAGCUAUCAAAGUAGCUAGUGUGCCAUGCUCAGUUCUUCAGAUACUUGGAACAGCCUUCUCCCAUUGUCGUAACAGUGAAGAACUAUAUGGAUGUGCUCGAGAACAUCUGGCAGGAUUGUUUAAAAACUCGAAAACGCUCCUUUCAAAUUUGGAACCUUUGUUACAGACAGGUUUGCAAUUCAAUUUGAAUUGUGAGGAAGAUGAAAUUCUCUUCAAAAAUGGUAACAAUAGCCAGUGACUGUGGGAAUAUUUGGAAAAUAUCAUUCAAUUCUUAAGUAUAAAUUUUUUUUUUUCUUGUUGGGUGUAGUUGUAGAAGCUUUGGGAAGUGUUGCAAAAUUCACAACAACUCUUGGUGUCUCUGUGCAAGUUGUUGCUUGGAAAAUGUAUGUUCACUUAGUGGAAAAACAUAGUGCUUUUCAAGAUUUGUGGGCUUCAUGUGAUCUCUCUUCUCCUGUGGAGACACUCUCUACUUCAGUUGCAGAUAUAUUAACUGAAAUGUUUGAAGCAGUAAGUCAGUGAAAAAUGAUCUAUAGUUUUAAAUCUCAUGGGGGUUUCAACUGAUAAAAAGUAUAUUUUCUAGCAUUGGACGGAUAUCUCACUAGGAAUAAAAACAUUGACUGUUUUGAGUUUUCUGGUUCGAGUCUUGACAAAAUUAUGCUCUGUUUUUACUGGACAUUUAACAGAAAUAUGUAUGCCUUCAGUCAUCCGACUCUUGGAACUCUUGCAUAGGAUCUGUGUAGUUGAUACCUGUGAUAAACAAACAAAAUCAUUGCUAGUGAGAGAAUCUGAAAAAAGAGUUGGUGUAGCUUCUUCAAGUUUAAUAUUCUGUCUUUUAAGUGAUCGUUCAUUUGUGCAGACAUACUUUUCUAUCCAGAAACAAAAGAAACCUAAUAAGUUUUGGGGUUGGCUAUUGAUGGGGGCAAGUGUGUGCCGUGCUCUUGUGAGUUGUGAAUCUGAAAUUAGGAAAUCUUGGAUGUGCAACUUUGAGGACAAUAUUUUGAUGUCUUUAUUUCAUCUUCUGGGAUACUGUCACAAUGACCUCUGUGGUGACAUCAAAUUCACAUUAGCAAGUGGUCUUGGAAAACCUGCACGAGUUGUGGAUCUAUAUGAACAUGUACUGACAACUGUUGGAGCUUUUCUUUUGGUUGUACCGCCCAAUAGUUUCAAUGUUAUUGAGUCAGCAUUGGUGAAAAAUAUCUUGCAACUUGACCAUUGGAAAGGAUUGUUUGCUUUGGAUCUUUGGUGUAUAAUAGCAAGACAGUCCCCGACAAGUGUUAGAGUGAAUCACGUCUUAUUUGUACUUCAGACUCUGAGUUCUCAACAGCCUGUUAAAUGCAGCCCCAUACAAAUUCAUCUGCGACUUCUUCUCAGACGUUUGUGGACACUUCUGCCUUCACAGCAACAAGAAAUUUUAUUAAAUAAAUUCCCUCCUGCUUUAUUAUCACAUGUGUGGGAAGGAGUGUGUCUUCAGUCUUCAGAAACUUUUGAGCCAAAUGGUGCUCUACGUGAUGCAAAGGCUGCAAUAGAAAUUUUUCUUGCAAAUCCUAAUAUUCAUUUAUAUAAAGAAAUGGUAAAAAAAAUGAAGUACACAGCAUUGCUUUUGUCUGAUGAAAAUAAUGUCAAUAAAUCAAUAUCCACUCAGUCAAAUUUAGCUUCUUCAUUGUCUUCACUAUGGUUGCUGAUUGGUAAUCCAUUAAUGAAAUUUGCAAGUGAAGCGUGGCUCUUUGAUUUCUUUUGUUCUGUAUGUGAUCUUACAGAACUAUUGUGCACUGUGCUUAAAAAUGUUCAGCUUAUUGAUAUUCUCAAAAGAUCAUUGAAUAUUUUUACGAGUGGUGCAUCGCAUUUUAAAAUUAAAAUAUUGACUCUGUUACGUGCCUUUGCUGAAAAGGUGUUUGAAUUUGACACCUUGCAACGAAAUGUAUUCCAGGCAGUUGUCAGUAUUUUUGUUGUUGCUCUUCAGGACAAGAAUUCUGUUGUUCAGCAGGAGGCUCUGUGCACAUUUGAAUAUUUUGCUCAUGUGACAACUCAUGAAGAUAUAAUAAAAAUUUGUUUGAAGAGUAGUGAAGGUUUACAAGAACAGAUAACAACAUAUUUGAAGAAAACUCCUAAUUUUGUGCCCAGUAAAACUAUAUCCAACAAAUAUGCUGAUUAUCUGAAAAUGCAGAAUAAAUGUGUAUUUACCCAUCAGUGUGUUGAGAAAAAGAAGAAACCUUGCUUUAGAAAUACUGCAACUUCGGAGAAGAUUCAUAAACUUCCUUUUUAUAUCCCCAGUAACCCAGAAGAUGGGAUUUGUGAACCAGAUCUAUCUAAUGCUAUUCAAAGACUCCAAACAGAUUCACAGUUUGUAUUGAAACACUGCAAAUCAUCUCAUUUAUCAAAAUUGGUUAAAAUGAGGUUGUGUGGAGAAAUGCACUUAGUGAUGAAGUCAAUCAGUGAAGCUUGCCAUAUAUUAAAAGAAGAAUUAAAAUUGGUGUGAUGUGAGAAAUGCUAAUAACUGGGAUAAAAAUAUUUUUUUAAGAUAUAAAAUUGUUUAAUUAUGCUAAAUAUGGGUGCAAGUUAUGCAGAUUUAAUUUGACUACAGUGGUGAUGUAUAGUUUAAAAAUGGCCAGUUUACUGAAAAGUACAAAAUAUAUUUGCAGAGUGAGCUCUGUUUUGAAUAGAGACUCUAAACUGUUUGGAAAGCAGCAUUUAUUUGAUGGAUGUGAUGAAACGUGUUGGAACUCUGAUCAGGGGACUCCACAGUGGAUCCUUAUAGAACUGGAAGAAGCAGUUUCAAUUUCUACAUUUUCUUUUCAAUUUCAAGGUGGUUUUGCAGGAAGAGACUGUGAAGUAGAAGGUGGAAUUGACCGAGCUAGUAUGCAAGUAAUAGAAGCAUUCUAUCCUGAAGAUAAUAAUACUCUCCAGUCCUUUAAGUUAUCUAGACCUUUGCAGGUGAAGUGUAUACGUUUCAAUUUCAAAUCUAGCACUGACUUUUUUGGACGAAUUAUUGUGUAUAGAUUGGAAAUUACUUCUGUAGAUACAUGAACUGAAUGUCAGUGUGUUUCUUUGCCUGUUGAAUGAAGUAUUUGUGAUCUUCACGCUCUGAUAAAUUCUCCAUCAUGUUGAAUGAACUGUUUGUUAAAAUAUUUUGUUCAUUGUAUUGAAUAUUAUUCUUUUUUUUUAAUAAUGCUGUUGUAAAGUAUUGUAUUCUGGUAACAAAAACAUGGGAGAGAACUGCAGGUGAUGUUAUAUUGUAAAAUAAAAGAUCUUCAUUUCUCAAAGUAUUAUUUCGAUGUCCCUUUUUGGAAUGUAAUGUUUCAAUUAUUAACAAUUGUUCCUUGAGUUGAAUACUUUUUUAAAAAUUGUUUUUAUUAUUUUGAAGGCAACAUUAAUUUUUAUAUGAAAAUAAAUUAAACAAUCUAGAAAAUAUUUUGUCUAAUGAGUAGAGAACAAAUUUAUUUGCACUAAUGUGUUAAUGCCAUCAAAACUUUGAAAACAUACAAUAAAAUAUACCCUAAUGAAACAG
This is a messenger RNA of Gryllus bimaculatus (two-spotted cricket), 4183 nucleotides long. The record is from the annotation of a GenBank genome assembly. Lineage: Eukaryota; Metazoa; Arthropoda; Insecta; Orthoptera; Gryllidae.